Cephus cinctus (wheat stem sawfly) is the source of this 2892-nucleotide messenger RNA. RefSeq names its product diacylglycerol O-acyltransferase 1 (gene mdy). The record is from RefSeq and is a predicted model, not a curated record. The coding region runs from base 437 to 1936 and encodes 499 amino acids. NCBI's taxonomy places the organism in Eukaryota, Metazoa, Arthropoda, Insecta, Hymenoptera, Cephidae. The transcript has 12 exons. Gene Ontology annotation, molecular function: diacylglycerol O-acyltransferase activity. Gene Ontology annotation, cellular component: endoplasmic reticulum membrane. Gene Ontology annotation, biological process: triglyceride biosynthetic process.
UCGAAUGGAUCAGGAUGCACAGAGGGGACAAUCAGGAGAAAUUUCAAGAUAAUGUACAAGCCAUCCCCACGCUAAGAGUUAUCGUGUUAUUAUCUAACGAGUCGAAAGGACGAAAAUGAGUUGGUGGUCUCCAGAGCAGCUCGUGUCACGUUCGCGGAGAGUCUCGUCCCGUCCGGACGUCGAGACGACAAUAAACACAACGCACCGGCAGCACCAAAGUUUUCCGAAGCUGACCUAAGCCUCGCGUUUACUGGUUAUUUGAAAAACGUGCGCGACGUCACACGAACCUCUAUCAGUAAUAACGUAUUUACGCCCGAGUCGAUUGAACGAAGUGGCAGUCUCAGCAAGAGUAACGGCAGCUACGGAUUCGCCGUCCAAUAUAUCUCGAGUGAACGUGUUUCUCCAAGAGGAAUACGGUGCUGCACAUCGACGCAACAUGACGGAGCACGAGAACGAGGCUCCGGUUAGAAAUCGCAGAGCCAAGAGUGUCACCAGAGCCGAGGAAAUCCAGAAAGCCGAAUUACGAGUCCGCAAAUCCCAGCCGGAUAAACCAUGUCAUCAGCCGAGGGACAGUCUCUUCUCCUGGAGCUCCGGGUUCGACAACUUCACCGGAUUCGUAAACUGGGGCUUCCUUCUCCUGGGCAUCGGAGGGAUACGCCUUCUUCUUGAGAAUUUCAUCAAGUACGGAAUCAGAGUAGACCCACGGCAAUGGUUUCUUUUCCUGAGCGGGAAGAACGACGGCGGCGAAGAGCAUCCCUCGAUUCUCCUGAUCUUCUAUUCCACGGUGCCUGUGGUCCUUUGUCUCCUCAUCGAGAAGGGAUUGGCGGUGGAAAUCAUCGCUCAUGGACCAGGGAUGGUGUUUCACGUGGUCAACCUGAUCGUAAUGGUCCUGAUGCCUAUGGUGGUGAUUCACGUCAAAGACUCCGGAUUCAGCCUCAUCGGCGCCAUGUACGUCUGCAUGCUCUACGCGAUUCUCUUCCUGAAGCUGUGGUCCUACGUGCAGGUGAACAUGUGGUGUCGCCUGAGCAGCCGCCGGAAGAGCACGUCCCAGGGAAGAAUGCGUCGGCAGUCACUCUCCUGUAACAACCUGCAAUCCUCGGAAGUUAAGCAAAAUGGAAACGCGACUGCGGAUGCGAGGGAUGAAAAGGAGGGUAGAAGCCCAGCCCUGGUCCAGUACCCGGAUAACCUCACCCUGGGUGAUCUCUACUAUUACAUCCUGGCGCCGACCCUCUGCUACGAACUCAACUUCCCCAGGACUCAGAGGAUCCGAAAGAGGUUCCUGAUAAAACGCAUCCUCGAGGUUCUUGUUGGCUGUCAAGUGGUCAUGUCUCUCUUCCAGCAGUGGAUGGUGCCAUCUGUCAAAAAUUCUUUGAUACCCUUCAGCAACAUGGACGUCGCGAAAGCGUCGGAGCGCCUCCUCAAACUAGCGAUUCCGAAUCAUCUGAUGUGGCUGUGCUUUUUCUAUCUGGUCUUCCACUCCUACUUGAACCUUAUGGGCGAACUCCUGCAUUUCGCGGAUCGGAACUUUUACGGAGACUGGUGGAAUUCUAACAAUAUUGAUACUUUUUGGAGAAGCUGGAACAUACCGGUCCAUCGAUGGGCUAUACGGCAUCUUUACAUACCGAUCGUGGGGAUGGGCUACGGGAAGUCUACCGCCAGCAUAACGGUCUUCUUCAUCAGCGCCUUUUUCCACGAGUACCUCGUCAGCGUGCCGCUCAAGACUUUCAAAAUUUGGGCAUUCAUGGGAAUGAUGGGACAGAUCCCUCUGUCCGCCCUGAGUAAGAUAGUGGAGAAGCGUUGCGGCGCCCGAUGGGGAAACAUCGUCGUCUGGUCCAGUCUGAUAAUCGGCCAGCCACUUUGCAUCAUGAUGUACUACCACGACUACGUGGUCACCCACUUUGGCGAGACUCUUCUCGAGGACUACUCGAUCGUCUAGGUCCAGGUUCUCUCGGAGGCUGUGGGAGGGGGGGGGGAGAGACCCUCACGAGGAUCUCGCACCGUUCCGCGUCCCGUUUACAGUUAUCCUGCUCAGUUUGCUCAUCGUGCUCCUCCCGAUGUCGUCAUCAUUGUCCCGUCGGUCCAUUGGAAAAACGGGAGGACACGCGCUAGAGGAUAGAAUAUUUUUCUCAAUUUACAUGUCAAUUUCUUUCCAAGCAGGAUUGCUCGAUCGGCGCUAUCGAUCACGAGAAUCUUGGCUCGUGGGAAUUGAUCCGACGUCUUCCCAAUAUCCUUUUUGUCUUUUAUUUUCCCCGUCUAAUCCCUCCCUCCUGUAUUAUUUAUUUAUCGCGCGCAAAUAGAGUCAGAAGUGCCUUACUCUUAUCGAAAGGACGAACUCACCGCCCGAUCGAUCCUGCAUCCCAUUCUUGCGAUGCAGAAUGCAUGCUUUAUCUAUAAAAUGGAUCCCCCAUCGCCUUUUAUGGCGCUCUAUCUAUAUGUCUAUGCGAGUGACAUAUAGGUAGAGUGGCGGAUAGACGUAUGUAUUACGUAGGCAGACGUAAAGCAGAUGGGAAUGGUCUCCUUGGCGAGGUGGCGAGGCGACGAGGCGACUAUAGCCAAGGAGCAUCCUCGCGUUUCAGAUGAAUUAAUCUAACGUCAUACUUGAUGUGCUGCGUGUAAAGUGAAAUUGUACUCGUGGCUCGCCGAUGGAGCGAAGAAGCAUUUUUUAGGAUUUUCUAGAGCCACUCUCACGCAGCAUCGCCCCACUACGCGUCUGUAAUAUCUUUUAUGUUAUUAUAAUACUUCCCCUAGAGAUACUUCGUACACGUAUACAUAAGUGUUUCGCUGCGUUCGCACGAUUUGGACGGGACGUGCCGUAUCUGUCCUCGUUUUAUACCAAUCGCGCAUUGCCAAUGUAUGUUCUUAUAAUAAAAUGCACGAAAUGUUUCAUACAAA